AUGCCAAUAUCAUUCAACAUUGAUGACUAUUGUUGCUUGGUGGUGAGCUUGGUGAGGUGCUGUCCAUGCGGGGCCAAGGAUGGCAAGCCUGGCGGGGCGAAGGGCGCGCUGCCGCUGAUAUGUCUGGUGCCGCGGGACGCCGCCGCGGGCCAGGGGGGCGCCCGCGGCGGCGGCGGGGGCCACACCUCUGGCCAGAGCGGCGGCUCAGCCUGCUCUGGCGGCAUGCCCGACUCACAGUUCCAGUUCCUUGACGAAGAAUAUCUGAAGAAACACUUCAAUUUGCCACCGCGAGCGCUCUACCUUGACCCCUUCAGACGGCCCCUGAUUACCUUCCCGGUGUCCGGAGAGAACACGAAGAACUUCAACAUGGCUCGGAAGACCAAGAUCAACCAGCAAAUAUUGGACGGCUUCCUAGAUCCUUCUGAAGCUAUCACCGCGCCCAGCGUCUUCCCAUAUGCUGAAGCUAACAAAACGAAGACAGCUGAAGAAGCAGAGGAAGAUGAAGAGAUCAUCUACAUCCUCCAGUUACCUGAUUGGGAGUUCAAGUGUCCGAUCCACAAGGAAACCAUACGAACACCAAGGUUCAUCUGGCAUUCUUGUAAGAAAUCCAAGAAAGGCAAAGGCGAAGGCGAAAUGAGACAAGGCGGUGGACCUCUCAACAGACCCAAACCCUGGUUACUAAGUAGACACACAGACUUCGAUUGGAGUUCGCAAUGGUAA
Pectinophora gossypiella (pink bollworm) is the source of this 720-nucleotide messenger RNA. RefSeq lists its product as uncharacterized. The coding region runs from base 1 to 720 and encodes 239 amino acids. The record is from RefSeq and is a predicted model, not a curated record. NCBI's taxonomy places the organism in Eukaryota, Metazoa, Arthropoda, Insecta, Lepidoptera, Gelechiidae. The transcript is spliced from 5 exons.